UGUGUUGGGGCACCUAGAAGAGUCCUAUUACUCUCUGAACAAUGAACAACAGUGUUCUUCUUGAAGAAGAGCUGAUCAAAAAGUCCCAACAAAAGAGAAGGACAUCUCCCUCCAACUUUAAAGCACGAUUAUUCAUUUUAACGAAAUCACGGCUGGCAUAUUUUGAGCAUCGUCUUGGGAAAAAAAGAAUUCUAAAAGGCUCGAUAGAACUGUCGAAGAUUAAGUGUGUAGAAAUUGUGAAAAGUGACAUCACAAUUCCAUGUCACUAUAAAUAUCCUUUCCAGAUUUUUCAUGACAACUAUCUGCUGUACGUGUUUGCUCCCAGCCAAGCGAGCUGUCAGAAAUGGGUACUGGCUCUGAAAGAAGAAACUAGGAGCAACAACAAUUUGGUGGCAACAUUUCACCCAAAUUUCUGGAUAGAUGGGAGAUGGAGAUGCUGCGCUCAGGCAGAAAAGCUGUCAACAGGCUGUGUGGAGUAUGUUCCAGCCAAGGCUGUCUCCAAGAAACCUCUUCCUCCAACUCCAGAGGAUGACUUGAGAUUUCAAGACCCCAAGGAAUCUCCAGUAAUAGCCAUUUAUGACUACACUGCCCAGGAUCCUCAGGAGCUGGCAUUACGGUGCAAUGAAGAAUACCAUGUAAUUGAUAACUCUGAGGUCCACUGGUGGUUGGUUCAGGAUAAGAAUGGGCAUGAAGGAUAUGUACCAAGCAGUUAUGUGGUAGAAAAAUCACCAGAAAAUCUGCAAAUAUAUGAGUGGUACAAUAAGAGUAUCAGCAGAAGCAAGGCAGAAACGCUGCUCAAGGAAGAGGGUAAGGAAGGAGCCUUCAUGGUGAGAGAUUCAAGGCUCCCUGGCACAUAUACAGUCUCUGUCUUCACAAAAUCUUUGAGCAAUGAGAACAACCCAGUUAUAAAACAUUAUCACAUCAAGGAGACAAGCGACAGCCCCAAGAGAUACUACCUGGCAGAGAAGCAUGUUUUUGAUUGUAUCCCAGCACUGAUCAACUAUCACCAACACAAUGCAGGAGGUCUCGUUACUCGUUUGAGGUAUGCUGUUUGCUCCUGGAGAGAAAAGGCUCCUGUUACUGCUGGGCUAAGCUAUGGAAAAUGGUUGAUUAAUCCCCAGGAACUGACAUUUGACCAGGAGAUUGGCAUUGGCCAGUUUGGGGUGGUGCAUCUUGGCUACUGGCUUGAUCGGAUGAAAGUGGCCAUAAAGACCAUUCGCACAGGAGCAAUGUCAGAAGAAGACUUUAUUGAGGAGGCCCAAGUCAUGAUGAAACUAUCUCAUCCCAAACUAGUCCAGCUGCAUGGGGUAUGCAUGCAACAUGCUCCUAUGUGUCUAGUGUUUGAAUUCAUGGAGCAUGGAUGUUUGUCUGAUUACCUAAAGAGGCAGCGGGGGAGCUUCUCAAAGGAACAGCUCCUUGGAAUGUGCCAAGAUGUGUGUGAAGGAAUGGCUUAUCUGGAGCAGGCAUCUAUCAUCCACAGAGACUUGGCUGCUCGGAAUUGUUUGGUAGGAGAAUUCCAAGUUGUCAAAGUGUCAGAUUUUGGAAUGUCACGAUAUGUUCUUGAUGAUCAGUAUACCAGCUCCAUGGGCACCAAAUUCCCCAUCAAAUGGUCAGCACCAGAGGUUUUCUCCUAUAGUCGAUAUAGCACCAGAUCUGAUGUAUGGUCAUUUGGAGUAUUGAUGUGGGAGAUAUUUAGUGAAGGCAAAAUCCCUUAUGAGAACCGGACCAAUGCUGAAGUGGUGGAAGAAAUCAGCGCUGGUUUACGUUUGUAUAAACCCAGACUGGUCUCCAAUACCAUUUACAAGCUCAUGAGACAUUGUUGGAGUGAGAAGCAAGAGGACAGACCACCUUUCUCUUCCCUGCUCUACCAGCUCAAUGAAAUCUCUGAAUCUGAUCUUUAACUAAAGGUCAAAGGAUGCUGCUUCUUAAUUUGAAAAUAUACAAAAAGCAAGUUGAUGCUUAUGCAUGCAGUGGCCAGAUGUAUCCAACGUUUAAAUUAUGAGAUAGUCAACCUGGGACAGAGAUUCUGGCAGGAAUCCUGGCUUUUUAAAAGAGCUACAGAUUGUGAAAACAGAUAAUGCAAGAUGCUUCAGGGCUGUGUCCAAUAAUCUAUUCAGUGAGGAUCCUGGACCUUAUAUUCAGUUUCGCAUGUUGAUACUGAUGACUAUGACCACCACCACCACACUUAGAAAAAAAAAGAUCUGCCACUGCUUUACAGAGAUGAAGCUUUUUUAUUGAAAAAUGUUCCAUUUGAAGGGGAACUGGGAUAUGACUCUGAUCCUCCAAACCUGCUUGAAGCUGAGUUCAUAAACAAAUGUUUUUGACAGCAGAUUCAAAACACAAUCUUCUUAAAAAAUAAAUUGCAUGGAUUAACAGAUUUAAUAGGACACCAUAGGGGCAGGUGGGACUAGCUGCUGCAUCUUAUACAUUGGGAAAUUUAAGAAUGGAUUGCUUGCUCUGCUACUGGGGAAAGAAAUUAUACAAUAUUAUACAAUAUUUUUUUAAAAACUGGUGUUUUCCCUAUGAGUCUGGCCAUCACAGCGGGUAU
Rhineura floridana is the source of this 2548-nucleotide messenger RNA. It is a transcript of the gene ITK, whose product is annotated as IL2 inducible T cell kinase. Gene Ontology annotation, molecular function: protein binding; ATP binding; non-membrane spanning protein tyrosine kinase activity. The transcript has 17 exons. The record is from RefSeq and is a predicted model, not a curated record. Bases 42 to 1901 code for a protein of 619 amino acids. Gene Ontology annotation, biological process: NK T cell differentiation; intracellular signal transduction; T cell receptor signaling pathway. Lineage: Eukaryota; Metazoa; Chordata; Lepidosauria; Squamata; Rhineuridae.